AUGACUACCGCUCACCGCCCUACGUUCGAUCCGGCCCGAGGCAAGGAAGCCCUCCGCGGGCCGGCAUACCACCAACGCCUCCUGCCGGCGCACACCCAGCUCAAGUUCCGCCAGGCCGGCCAGGGCGGCGAUGCCGACGAUGAGGCCCGCGACCUCCGUGCUGAACUCCUCGCUGCCGAGGCUGCCCACUUCGCCAAGAAGAACGGCGGUGUGCCCCCCCCUUCCGCAAACGACGACACCGACGCGCCCGCCGGCGGCGUGAAGCGCGCACUCGAGGCCGGGUCACAAGCAGACGGCGAGGAAGACUUUGAAACAAAACGGAGGAGGAUACUAGAAGAGUCGCGAGACAUCGACGCGUCCUCGGACGAGGAGGAAGAAGAGGACGACGACGAUGACAGCGACGACGACAGCGAUGACGAGGAGGCGGAGCUGCAGCGCGAGAUGGAGAAGAUCCGGCGAGAGAGGGCGGAGAAGAGGGAGCGCGAGGAGCGGGAGAGGGCCAAGGUCGAGGAGGAGGCCAGGGAGAGGGACAUCGCGCUGGGCAACCCGCUGCUGAACAAGCCCGACUUCAACAUGAAGCGGCGAUGGGACGACGAUGUCGUCUUCAAGAACCAGGCGAGGGGCACGGAGGACAAGGGGAAGAGCAAGGAAUUCAUCAACGAUCUCCUGCGUUCCGACUUCCACAAACGAUUCAUGAGCAAGUAUGUUAGAUAG
This is a messenger RNA of Colletotrichum navitas, 714 nucleotides long. RefSeq names its product Pre-mRNA-splicing factor Cwf15/Cwc15. The record is from RefSeq and is a predicted model, not a curated record. Gene Ontology annotation, cellular component: catalytic step 2 spliceosome. Gene Ontology annotation, molecular function: RNA binding. The transcript has 3 exons. NCBI's taxonomy places the organism in Eukaryota, Fungi, Ascomycota, Sordariomycetes, Glomerellales, Glomerellaceae. The coding region runs from base 1 to 714 and encodes 237 amino acids. Gene Ontology annotation, biological process: mRNA cis splicing, via spliceosome.